Messenger RNA from Galendromus occidentalis (western predatory mite), 1709 nucleotides. Its product is annotated as mitochondrial-processing peptidase subunit alpha. The coding region runs from base 7 to 1584 and encodes 525 amino acids. Gene Ontology annotation, cellular component: mitochondrion. Lineage: Eukaryota; Metazoa; Arthropoda; Arachnida; Mesostigmata; Phytoseiidae. The record is from RefSeq and is a predicted model, not a curated record. The transcript is spliced from 9 exons. Gene Ontology annotation, molecular function: metalloendopeptidase activity; metal ion binding.
AGAAAGAUGUCGGCAGGCAUGCUGCGCCUCGGUGCGCGGAUCGAGAAGGUUUUUCGGAUCCGAGCCAGAUGCCCAGUCAGAGGUUGUCAAACGGCCGUCGCAGACUUGACCAAAGUCUCCCUCUCGGAAGAACUCCCAGGACUUCCUCAAGUCACAUAUGCUAAGCCAUCCCCUCACGAUGAUGAAUCCAAGGUCACCACGCUGGAGAACGGUAUCCGUGUCGCGUCACAAAACCGUUUCGGACAUUUCUCAACCGUCGGAGUUGUCAUCGACUCCGGUCCACGCUAUGAAGUGGCGUUCCGUUCGGGAAUCUCACACUUUUUGGAAAAGUUAGCGUUCGGUUCAACUUCACGUUUCCAGAACCGUGAUGAGGUCCUACAGGUUCUCGAGGGACAGGGAGGAAUCUGCGACUGCCAAACGUCGAGAGACACCAUGAUCUACGCAGCUUCAGCGGAUCCGCGAGGUCUAGAUUCUGUGAUUGAAUUGUUGAGCGAGGUCACGUUGAGACCCCAAGUAACGGACGAGGAGCUCUUCUUCGCGCGACAGGCGAUCGAAUGUGAACUCAGAGACGCCGACAUGAAGCCGGACCAAGAAACCCUCUUGACGGAAAUGAUCCAUAAGGCAGCUUUCAACAACAACACGCUCGGUCUGCCGAAGCUCUGCCCGGAGGAGAAUAUUCCGCUUAUCGAUCAGAAAAUGAUUUUCACCUUCCUCAAGCAACGUUUCACACCCGAACGAAUGGUUGUUGCCGGCGUCGGCAUAGAUCACGAUAGGCUAGUGGAAUGCGUUCAGAAGAACUUCGUUGAAAAGAAACCCAUAUGGGUAGAAAAUCCCUCACUGGUUGGCGAUCCCUCGCUCGAAACGGAUGAGUCCGUCUCGCAGUACACCGGAGGCAUCGUGAAGGUCUCGAAAGAUCUCUCGAAAAUGUCGCUCGGUCCCACUCCGAUUCCCAACCUCGCUCAUUUCAUGUUGGCCCUCGAGUCCGCAUCGCAUCGAGAUCCCGAAUUCAUAACUUAUUGCGUACUCAACAUCUUAAUGGGUGGGGGUGGGAGCUUCUCUGCCGGUGGUCCAGGAAAAGGAAUGUACAGCCGUCUCUAUACGAAUGUGCUCAAUCGGUACCACUGGAUGUUCAACGCCACAGCUUACAACCAUGCCUACAAUGACUCUGGCAUAUUCUGCAUCCAUGCGUCCGCUGACCCUUCUGCCUUGGGGGAACUGGUCGAGAUCAUCGUCAAUGAGUUCGCGAUCAUGGUCGGACGUAUUAGUAUUGUUGAACUUGAAAGGGCGAAGAAACAAUUGCAGAGCAUGCUGCUAAUGAACUUGGAACAAAGACCCGUUUUGUUCGAAGACAUCGGUCGUCAAGUACUCUCCGUGGGGAAACGACGGAACGCAGCUCACUAUAUAGACGCCAUCAAUAAAAUCAACGAAGAAGAUAUCCACAGAGCUGCCCAGAGAAUGCUUCGAACGCGAGCCUCGAUCGCUGCGUUGGGUGAUUUGCAACGACUGCCGGCAUUGGACGAAGUGGAGACAGGUCUAGCGAAUCCGCAGACGAAACGCGGUAAAAGGUUCUCUCUUUUCCGAUGAAGGAUAGAUUGCGGUCUCGAGACCUAUCAUCAGUUUGUAUUGAUCAACUGAAUUGAGGAGGAAUUAGUUGGAGACUCGGAAUGUAUGUACAUAUAAGAGUAAAAGAGAAAAAGUGGUCCUCUGAA